This is a messenger RNA of Anisakis simplex (herring worm), 447 nucleotides long. Lineage: Eukaryota; Metazoa; Nematoda; Chromadorea; Rhabditida; Anisakidae. The record is from the annotation of a GenBank genome assembly.
AUGCCACGUCCGGAGUGCUUAUCGAGUGCGAAAUCUCUGUGGGAUUGCGCUGGAUUCGCAGAUGCGGAUAAGAUUCCGUUGAGUGAAAAUCUUUGCCAGGGUGAAGAUGACAUUGGUAUUUAUUGCUGGGGACCACCAAGUUUCACUGGAUGGGCGAGGCACUGGAAAGGAUUGCAAAUUCUUAGUUCACCGUUCAAAUUCGUCCCAUCCGAUCCGGAUAUGGUCUCUGUUCAUAGGGAAUCGUUCAGUCGGCUUGAAUACGUCGAUAUUCUUUAUGCUGGAUACAAUGCUGAAACGAAAAAUACGACAUCUGCACUGUGGAUCGAGGGUGUACCGCCAAUCAUGAACGGUCUACGAGUGGAACGAAGCGCACGAGACGGGGUGUAUUUCUAUGAGCCGUCUGGGCCAAUUCUCAUUGCAAACUCAACUAUCAUUAAUAAUCGGUAA